AUUGAACCCAAGUUUAACAGUAACACCUGCACGUAGAAAAGAGAAAGAGUGCUCACCCAACACUCCGCUGGCAGCGCUGUCGAGUGUUCCUCCGUGGCCCAUUUUAAGACUUUGUUUCUUCCUCUUCCUCGGGUUCGCGUUCUUCACGCCAGCUUCUGUAAGAUAAAUAGAGCAUCAGCGCGUUUGCCUUCACAAACAAGUCAUGUUAUCACUCUGUUACCCCGCGUUACCCUUCAGCAAAACUUCUUUGAGAUUAUUCAAGACAUCUGCAGAGGUCGGUCCUUGCUUCUUAUAGAUUGCAAACAGUCCAUGCAGGGACUGCAGUUUGGAUAGCGAACUGGAAGCCGAUAAACCACUGCGCGUCGGAGACUACAUUGACCAGAAUGCUUCACGGUGUACUACACUUCCUGGUUACGCUUGGCUUCCUUUUGUUGUCAACUGUGUUUGGUGCAAGAGUAAUAACUGUCUGAACAUACUGUAGUGUGGACUCUCUAAGUGUUUUGGUUUGGAUGAAGAUGUGUCCUGUGUCUUAUGUGGAGAAAAAAAGAUAAGACAAGUGUGUCAAAAUGGAGGCUUUCAGGCAGACAUACUUACGUCUGUGUAAGGAAGGAGCUGUGGAGCCCCAGGAAAGCGUCAUGGUCAGGUUGCAGGACUGCCGGGCUUCCCGCUUGGACUUAAGCGGACUGAGUCUUUCUAAGGAUACCUGCACAAUGCUUGCCCGGGCCUUCCAAAAAGAUACUUUCUUUUCUGAUGUGUCUCUCAGUGACUGCAUGCUCAGUGAGGAAGGAGCCAUCAUUUUCCUGACUGACCUUAUUCACAAUACAACUGUUAAAACCCUGGAUCUAAAGGGAAGUAACCUGAAAUCAACUGUGGCAGACGUGUUGGGAAAAUUGUUGACACGCAAUAAGACUCUUAUUAGGUUGGUACUGGACUGGAAUACACUUGGAGUGUGGGACACAGCCUUCACUAUUUUUUGUGAAGGUCUGGGCUCCAACGGUGCACUGACACAUCUCGACCUGUGUAACAAUCAGAUCAACCAUCAAGGAACGUUGGAGCUUGCUGAGGCACUCAAACGCAACAGCACGCUGAAAGUGCUAGAUCUGAGAUGGAACAAUAUUGGUCUUCUGGGAGGCAGGUAUCUUGUAGCUGCUCUGCAGAACAACCACAGUAUAGAGCAAUUGGAGCUGGCAGGAAACAACAUACCCAGUGAUAUACUCAAGGCACUCGAGCAGAUUGUAGGACGCAACACAGACCGAAGAUCCGCCUUGAUAGAGAGUCACAGCAGAACCCAGGUCCUCAGCAAGGAGAUUCAGAGCCUGAAACAGGAGAAAGGACAACAGUUCCAAAACUUGAUGGUCACCAUUGACAAGCAGAGAGAAGAGAUGGGACGAUCAAGCAGGUCCACCAACAUGCAGAUCAGGCAACUGCAGGAAGCUUUAAACGGGAGGAAGUCUGCUGUAAAUGCUCUCACUACCAGAUUGCAGAUGAUGGAGGCUGCCCUUGCACUCUCUGAGCAGAAAAAUCACAACCUGGCCGAGCUGAUCGCAAAACUGAAGGUUGAGAAAGAGCAACAGCUGGAUGUGCGGAACAAAGAGAAGAAAAAAGAACAAGAGGAACGCCUUUCCAGAGACGAUAAGCUUCUAAGAGACAUUAAAAAUCUGACGGAAACUAACGUCCAACUGAAAAACAACAUGGAGGAGGUGGAGCGCAGGUGCAAGUCUCAGCAGCAGCAACUUUUUGAGCGGAAGCAGGAACUGACCCACAGUACAGCUGAGUUCAAGCUCAAGCUAGCACAGACAGAAGACCGCCUGGAAAUAGAGAAGCGAAUGUCCAAGCAAGCCCUUGAGGACCUAGAUAAUCGACGACAAAGAGAGGUUGAGACUGGGAAUCGGCAUCGAGGGGAAAAUGAGAAAGCACUUCAGGAACGCAUCCUCAAACUGGAAGGACAACGAAUUCAGCUAGAAGAGGAUCUGAGUAAGACUAAAGCGGCGUGUGUGGCAGAGAGAUCCCUGGCAGAGGAGCAACUGGGGAAUGUCCGCGCACAAGUGCGCCAGGAAGAGCAGGCACAUGUAUCAUCGUUGGAGGAGAAGCUUCGCUCAGUGCGCUCCUCCCUACAGGAGAUCCAACUGCAGUCUUCCCAGCAAAAACAGAUCAUCUCUGAGCAGCAGGCUAAAAACAGACAGCAGAUCAUUGAGACAGACAGCCUGCGCCGCAAGAUCGAGGAGCUCCAGCAGGAGCUGUCAGGAAAGGACCAGGAGAAGUUAGCUGAGGUGAGUCGAGUGAGGGUGGAGCUGCAGGAACAGAUUGGACACUUGGAGGUGGAAAGAAUUGCACAAGGAGGGCUUAAAGAGAAGAUCGGUGCUCUAGAGAGAGAAAUCAAAGUACUGACUAGCAACCAUAGAGAAGCGCUUCUGGACAAAGAGAGCGAGGCGUCGUCUUUGCUGGAAAAGCUGCGGCUGAAAGAGGUAGAGAUCCAAAGAAUGAGGGACGAUGAAGCCCAAAGAGCGACGUGCCUGCAAAACGCCAUCCUCACCUACGUCAGAGGUUCUCCUCUGGGACAGUACGGCAGCCCUAAGACAUGAUCCCAUGAAACUGAA
Molecule: messenger RNA, 2597 nt
Organism: Nerophis lumbriciformis (worm pipefish)
Lineage: Eukaryota; Metazoa; Chordata; Actinopteri; Syngnathiformes; Syngnathidae
Gene: lrrc45
Product: leucine rich repeat containing 45
Cellular component (GO): plasma membrane; centrosome
Molecular function (GO): protein binding
Source: RefSeq, a predicted model, not a curated record